Westerdykella ornata is the source of this 3414-nucleotide messenger RNA. RefSeq names its product ras GEF. Bases 1 to 3414 code for a protein of 1137 amino acids. Gene Ontology annotation, cellular component: plasma membrane. Lineage: Eukaryota; Fungi; Ascomycota; Dothideomycetes; Pleosporales; Sporormiaceae. Gene Ontology annotation, biological process: Ras protein signal transduction; positive regulation of GTPase activity. The transcript has 4 exons. The record is from RefSeq and is a predicted model, not a curated record. Gene Ontology annotation, molecular function: guanyl-nucleotide exchange factor activity; protein binding.
AUGAACGGCUUCACGGGUACGGUAGCGCCCCCCGGCGGCAUGUACGUGCGGGCCCUCUACGAUUAUGACGCCGACGACCGCACCAGCCUGAGCUUCCGGCAGGGCGACAUUAUCCAGGUCAUCACACAGCUGGAGAGUGGUUGGUGGGACGGGGUCAUCAACGGCGUCCGCGGAUGGUUCCCGAGCAACUACUGCGCCGUGGUAUCCAGGCCCACUGGUGAGGUGGAUGAAGAGCAAAACGGUGCCGAUCUUGACGACGACCACGACACACAGUCCCUGGGCGGCGGCAGCACCUAUACCAGUUCCGACACCGAAUCCUACAUCGGCAACGAGGCAUCGUUACCCAUCGAGAGACAUGAAAACAAGGAGCAAGAGGAGGCUGCGUUUUGGAUACCACAGGCAACGCCAGAUGGCAGGCUCUUCUACUUCAACACGCUCACCGGUGUUAGCACCAUGGAACUCCCGCUCGAGACGCCUGGUUUAAAUGAGAACGGCCCGCGAGACCGACACCACGUCUUCAUUCCCGAUUCUUCGAGGCCCCCCGCCGAGCUCAUGGCCUCUGGUCUCGUAGAGGAUACCGACGAUGACACCUCUGCCUCUGACGUCGAAGGCCACGGUAUCGCUGCCUCUAAUAGCUCAGUGUCACGAAGAAAACGAGGGUCCAAUGGGCUUUCGUCGGCAACGUCGAUGGAUUCCAUCAGCGACGCAUCCCCAUUGGGUAGGUAUGAUACCAACGGUACCAGUUUCUCAGGUGCCUCCAUCCCUACCAACGGCACCACGGUCACUUCUUUCGCUCACAACGCCACGGGAGCUCCUUCGCUGGCCUCCGGAAUGCCUUGCAAGUACUUUGACGACGCGAAUCCUGUACCCUUGACCUGGAACAGGAUGGUCGAGGAUAUGCGCAAAGCUGUUGAACGAUAUCGCCAGGCCAUCAACAACAGCGACCGUUCCGAAUUCGUCAAACGCGCCGAGGAUAUCUCCGAUCACCUUCGUCUGCUUCUAGCUGCUGGCUCGGGGACCACGGAUAAUCACUCGGGCAAUCCCUCCAUCAUCUCCACAAACAAGGCUCUCUAUCCGCAUUUCCGAGAAACCAUGUCGCGAUUCUCCAAGCUGGUGCUCUCGUCACACAUUGCUGCGGCGGACUUCCCACCACCUGAUUCCUACUCCAAGUGCCUGAAGGAGGUGGACGGUGUUCUGCAUGGCGUGUACGGAUUUGUGGAGGUGGCUCGCCAGCAAAGAGGUGAGGAGAUCCCUCGACUAGUCCCUGGCUUCGUUGCGGGGCGCACGUCGGGGGGUAACUGGCACAAUAACGGCCUUGACGCGCGAGAUCCUGCAGCAUCCACAUCCUUUAUCGAUCAGGAGGACUACGACCCACCGGUGGAACCUACCGCGACGUUGGAUAACCGCCUUUUGGAUAGGCUCGAAGACCUCAAGCGAUUCAUCAUUCCAAGCAUUCGUCGCCUGGAUGAGCACUUGGCCAUCAGGGAAAGAGUUGUGACACCUCAAAGGCACCAGGCGAUUGGCGAUGAGAUCUGCAACGCGGCUGCAAAGGUACUUGAGGCGAUGCGGCCAUGGACGUCCACCAUCGAGUCGGUCAACCUAGCUUCACUCAGCUCCACCGUGCAGGGACACCAGCUUGGAGAGUUCAGCAUCCAGAAGCAGAAGGUCUAUGACCUGGUGACGGAGCUGGUAAUUGCUUGUCAAGGAGUUGCUUCUCCACUUGGCGACGAGUGGGCAGAACGGCGGGGCGACUCACUAGAAGAUCGGGUUUCGGCUGUGAAAGCCGUGACGCGAGAUUUGGAGUUGAGCGUCACGUCGCAAUACGCAUUGCUGCAACAACUGUCCGUGAUGAUGCCAGCCACCGAUGUAAGGGCGCUCAGCGACUCUCGUAGAAACACGGACAGCGAAGUGCAAGGGGUCCACGCAAGAGGCCCUUCGGGCAACAGCAGGCCGUUGCUGGAAAAGCUCACGCAACCUCAUUCGUACUCCGAAGGGACAUCCCUCGAAGAUAGCAAGAUCGACGCGAUCAGGAGCGCCAACAGCAUGAAGAAGGUCAAGGACUUCUUCGGCGAAGUUCCUGUCCCCGCCCCUACGGAAGAGAUUCCCGAUUUCCUUAAACUGGAUCAUGAAGGGGAGAUAUCUUACGAUCACAAAGUAAACCCGCCACAGCUUCGUGGAGGCACAUUGAUGGGUCUGGUGGAGCAACUGACAAGACACGAUAAACUGGAGCCUGCGUUCAAUAAUACGUUCCUCCUCACUUAUCGGUCGUUCACGACGGCAUCGGAGCUAUUCGAGAUGCUCGUCAAGCGCUGGAGCAUCCAACCACCGUACGGCCUGGCCAAGGAAGAUUACCAAACUUGGGUCGACAAGAAGCAGAAGCCUAUCAGGUUCCGUGUUGUCAAUAUUCUCAAGAGUUGGUUUGACAACUACUGGAUGGAGGGCAAUGAUGAAGAGGCAAGGAUACUGAUCCAAAGGGUCUACAACUUCGCAAAGGACCAUGUGGCCACGACCAGCACUCCCGGAGCUGCUCCCUUGAUGACGUCGGUGGAGCAGCGAUCUCGCGGACCAGACAUGCCGACCAAGCGUCUCGUGCUCACGCUCAACACACAGACGCCUCAACCUAUCCUCCCCAAGCACAUGAAGAAGUUGAAGUUCCUCGACAUCGACCCCACCGAGUUUGCACGCCAGCUCACCAUCAUCGAGUCGCGUCUCUAUGGCAAGAUUCGGCCAACCGAAUGUCUGAACAAGACGUGGCAGAAGAAGCUGGCUCCUGGCGAACCGGACCCAGCUGCCAACGUCAAGGCCUUGAUUCUCCACUCCAACCAGUUGACCAACUGGGUGGCACAGAUGAUUCUCACCCAACAAGAUGUCAAGCGAAGGGUUAUUGUCAUCAAGCACUUUGUGAACGUGGCAGACAAAUGCCGACUCCUCAACAACUUCUCGACGCUCACAUCCAUCAUCUCGGCGCUUGGGACGGCUCCCAUCCAUCGUCUCAGCCGGACGUGGAGUGCCGUAAACGCGCGGUCCAUGGCGACUCUCGAGAACAUGCGCAGACUGAUGGGCAGCACGAAGAACUUCGCCGAGUAUCGCGAAACGCUGCACAAGGCGAACCCACCCUGCAUCCCCUUCUUUGGUGUCUACCUCACCGAUCUCACCUUCAUUGAAGACGGCAUCCCCUCGCUGAUCAAGAAGACCAACCUCAUCAACUUUGCCAAGCGCGCAAAGACGGCCGAGGUCAUCCGCGACAUCCAGCAGUACCAGAACGUGCCGUAUCCGCUGCAGCCGGUGCCGGAGCUGCAGGACUACAUAUUGACCAACAUGCAGUCGGCGGGGGAUGUGCACGAGAUGUACGAGACGAGUCUGCAGGUGGAGCCGAGGGAGCGCGAGGACGAGAAGAUUGCUAGGUACGUAUGA